UGGAAGAUUUAUACCGAAUUCCAGAAGUUGAUGAAGAACAAGGGAUUCGAUGGUACUGCAGGUUUUGAGCAGGUGGAAUCAUGGAUUUCCGAGGUGGAGCGGGGAUUCUACCUGCUGCAUGUUUCCGAUAACCUUAAGGUCAAUGUAGGCACCUACAUACUUACUGGGAAGGCAUUAACUUGGUGGGAGAGUUAUCGGAAGCUACACCAGGGAGAGCCUGAAUUGAGCACCUGGGAUGGUUUUAAGAAGGUGUUCAUGCGAGAGUACAUACCGGAUAGCAAAAAGCGAGAACUGCAAAGAGAAUUUGCAGAUUUAAAGCAAGGGCCAGGUACUGUUGAGCAGUACAAGGAGGAAUUUGACCGCUAUCUGCCAUUUGUGGGUGGCCAAGUUGGCGAUGAGCAAGCCAAAGCCGACAAAUUUCUGUGGGGCUUGAAUUCUGACAUUUACUUGGCGGUAAACCAAUUUAAACCCACCACUUAUCGAGAGGCUGCGGACAGAGCCAUAGAUCAGGAGAAGGCUAUGGCUAGAGUCAAGCCCUCAGGGCAGCCUAGUGGUGGGUCAUCCCUUGGGAAGAGGAAGUUUGAUGGGAGCCAUCGGUCCCUUUUCCUUACACCACCUAGAUCUGAGAUCAGCAAGGGCUCUAGAUGGUCAGGAGCCACCAAGACAGUGAGUCAGGCAUCAUCGGCCCCACGUGCUCGUCCUACUCAGCCUAUUUGCCAUGUUUGUGGGAAGGUCGAGCACACCCGGGAUCAAUGCCACAUUGCUACUGGGGCUUGCUUCAAAUGUGGCAAGCAGGGACGCCGGAUUGCAAAUUGUCCACUGCUAGACCCCAAGACUCAGGGCAUUCAACCUACCUCUCCGCAGGGUUCUACCAGUCAGGGGGCGCAGAAACAGAGUACUGGGGUUCGGAUAAGAGCCCAACAGGCGAGAGCGCAAGUGAUGACUCACAAGGAAGCUGCGGCUACUGACGUAAUCACGGGUACCUUGCCUGUUAACUCUGAUUAUGCACAUGUUUUAUUUGAUUCGGGUGCAUCGCAUUCUUUUAUUGCUCAAUCCUAUGUUUUGAAACGAGCUUUGCCUGUUGAUAUCUCUGAUUGUGAACUGCAUGUGGACACCCCUUUAGGAGGGGUGAUGACUACUAGGGAGGUGUGUAGGACUGUGGAUAUUUAUGUUGAUGGUAGACAGUUGAGUGCUAGUUUGUUUGUUUUAGAUAUCUCCGAUUGUGAUAUCAUUUUGGGGAUGGAUUGGCUGUCUAAGCACUUUGCCUCUAUAGACUGUCAUCGGAAAUGGGCUCAGAAAUAUCUUGUAAAUGGUUGCCAGGGCUUCCUAGUCUCUGUUACUGAUGCUAGUAGUGUGACAUCGAGACUAGAAGACAUACCGGUGGUGCGUGAGUUUCCGGAUGUAUUUCCGGAGGAUCUCCCAGGUUUACCACCGGAUAGAGAGGUUGAAUUUGCUAUUGACCUUGUUCCUGGCACCGGACCCGUUUCCAAAGCACCAUACCGUAUGGCUCCCGCAGAAUUGAAGGAGUUAAAGGUCCAGCUGGAGGAACUCCUUGAGAAAGGGUUUAUACGCCCUAGUGUAUCACCUUGGGGAGCUCCAAUGUUGUUUGUCAAGAAGAAGGAUGGGAGCAUGAGGCUUUGCAUUGAUUACCGGGAAUUGAAUAAGGUGACUAUGAAGAACCGGUAUCCCCUUCCUAGAAUUGAUGACUUGUUUGACCAGCUCAAGGGUGCUCAGGUAUUUUCUAAGAUUGAUCUUCGAUCUGGCUACCACCAGGUGAAGAUUAAACCGGAUGAUGUGCCAAAGACUGCCUUUCGCACCCGUUAUGGUCAUUAUGAGUUCAUAGUCAUGCCAUUUGGCUUAACAAAUGCCCCCGCCAGAUUUAUGGAUUUGAUGAAUCGGGUGUUCAGCAAGUACCUGGACCAUGGAGGAUGGGUAAACCCUCUACUUUGUAAGAGAUUCCAGGCUAUUUUAGCAAAUGUUGUGUGUUUUCUAGCUGCGUUUUAGGAGUUGGAUUACUUGGUAAUUCUGUUGCUCCUUAUCUUCUGAAAGUCUUAUAGUGAAGUUUCACUUUUUUCCAUUUGGAGCUUUGUGGUCUUUUCAUGUGGCUCAUUUUUCUGUAUUGGUUAAUCAAGAGCAGUGAUCAUUCAAUUGAAUUUGCCAUGUUUUUGUGACGAUUGGCAAGCUGUCAUAAAAUUUAACUCUUUAU
Molecule: messenger RNA, 2206 nt
Organism: Rubroshorea leprosula
Lineage: Eukaryota; Viridiplantae; Streptophyta; Magnoliopsida; Malvales; Dipterocarpaceae
Source: the annotation of a GenBank genome assembly